Molecule: messenger RNA, 7162 nt
Organism: Sinocyclocheilus rhinocerous
Lineage: Eukaryota; Metazoa; Chordata; Actinopteri; Cypriniformes; Cyprinidae
Product: remodeling and spacing factor 1-like
Exons: 17
Coding region: 48-4967 (1639 amino acids)
Biological process (GO): negative regulation of DNA-templated transcription
Cellular component (GO): RSF complex
Molecular function (GO): histone binding
Source: RefSeq, a predicted model, not a curated record
GUGCAUUGUGGGGAGGUUGUGGUCCUCCAGCGGCUCGGUUCGGAAUAAUGUCUGCCUCGGAGGCAGCGGACGGUUCUUCCCCGGAAUUGUGCCCGAGCUUCGCCGUGAUCUGCUCGUUUCUGGAGCGGUAUGGAGCUAUGCUGGACCUGCCGGAGGUGUCGUUCCCGGAGCUGGAGCGCAGUCUGCAGGAGAGCAGCGCGGUACCCAAACUCCUCGUGGAUCUUCAUGUGAAGUUACUGAGGAAAAUUGGCAAGUCUGUGUCGGCAGACAGAUGGGAGAAAAAUCUCAUGAAGAUCUGUCAGGAGUUUAACACCACAUGGGCAUGGGAGCUGGAAAAGAAGGGUUAUCGAGAGAUGACAGUGGAGUGUAAGACAGGAAUACUGAAGUACUUGUGUGAAUGCCAGUUUGAUGACAAUGUCAAGUUUAAAACCGCUAUCAAUGAAGAAGACCCAGAUAAAAUGCGUCUUCAGCCAAUCGGCAGAGACAAAGAUGGCCUCAUGUACUGGUUCCAGCUUGAUCAAGACCAUAAUGUAAGGGUCUAUGUGGAAGAACAGGAUGAUCUGGAUGGGUCAUCCUGGAAGUGUAUAGUAAGAAAUAGAGACAGCCUGGCUCAAAUCCUUGGACUGUUGAAGACUCAGAUUGAUCCAGCACUUUUGGUAAAGAAGGAUCAGGAGGAGGGCUCAUCUAGUAACUGUCCGAACCCAGAGAAUGAAGAAGACAAGAAAAAAGAAGGAGCUGAAGUGGAGAUCAGAGAUGAGAAGUCACAAAAUGAUUUAUCUGCAUCUGAAAAUAAGGAAAACAUCUUGGAGAAGGAAAAUGCAAAGCAAGAAGAUGCAGAGACCACAGAUGCUUUGUCGGAAAAAGGCUUAAAGGUGAAGGAAGAGCUGCAGAAACAUUCGGAGACGGCAAACGGCACUAAUGGAUCGAUCAAAGAAGAGCCACAGGAUGAGGAUGAGAAAGUCAAGGACUUGUCAACACCUUCACAGAAUGCAGAACAGACGGAGGAUGUAAAAAGAAAAUCUUUAGAAGAGACUCAAAGAGCUUUGAAAAAUGACCAUCAAGCUAAAAUCCCCCUGAAAAAGCGGGAAAUGAAACUAAGGGAAGACUUUGACACCAGUAGCAUGGGAGUACGAAAUGCUCCUCUUGCUCCUGUGAAAGAAUCACUGACAUGUUUUGAUGACAGCAGAUCGAAUGCUGAAAAGAUCAACGGUCAUGUCCCUCACCUUACAACAUCUGAGAGUGAAACGCAAAAAGGGUCAGAGAGUCUUCAAAAAGAAAGCAUAGAAGAGAAUAAUUCUGAGAAACUCCCUCUUGUUUUAGAUGAAUCCAAAGAGAGAAAAAAGAAGAGAAAGGAUGACCAGACGGAAGAGAAGAUGGACACAAAUGAAACCAGAUUGUGUGCUGAAGAGCAGAUGGAAGUGGAGAAAUCUGAGGAAUCCUGUGCCGCCACUGCAGAAGAGAACAAGGAAAAAUCGGAAACUUCUCAAUCUCAUGAAAAGAUCCUUGGAGAAGAAAAGCCCUCAUCAGUAAGUGAACAAUCAGAAAAGACACCUGGUUCUGAAGACGUAACUGACAAUAAAAAGUCUCCCAGUAGUGAUGAUACAGAUGCUACUGAAGUAAAUACGUCAACACUGCCUGGAGAGUCAACAAAAGAAGAAUCAAUGAAAGAUCUCCCAAACAAGGAGUCAACGAUUGAGCUCUCAAAAGAAGACACAAAAGAUCUCUCAAACAAAGAAUCAUCAAAUGAUCUAACAAGAGACAAGUCAGGGAAAAUUCUCCUAAAAGAUGAGCCAGCAAAAGAUCAGUCAAUGAAACAUCUCUCAGAAGAAGAGACAUCAACUGAAAAGUCAACUAAAGACUUCUCAAAAGAUGCAGUGAAAGAAUCAUCAAAAGAUCUCGCACGAAAAGAGUCAAUAAAAGAUCUUCCAAAAGAAGAGUCAAUUAAAGAUCUCUCGAAAGAAGAGACAUCAAAAGAAGAGUCCAUGAAAAAUCUUCCAAAUGAACAAUCCAAGAAAGAUCUCACAGAAGAAGAGUCACACAAAGUCCUCACAGAAGAAAGUCAGCAAUCUCCCAAAGACUCCAAUAAAGACCAUGAAAAACCAGAUCCAACCGCUUCCACGCUGAUGGAAACUGAACCAUUCCAAUCAUCUAAAACAGAGGAGUCUUCUUCCUGUGAAGUAAUCAAACCACAUUCUGGCACAGAAAAGCCGCUGAUGGAAACUGAACCAUUCCAAUCAUCUAAAACAGAGGAGCCUUCUUCCUGUGAAGUAAUCAAACCACAUUCUGGCACAGAAAAGCCAGUGACCACUGAAGAAACGAAACCUCAUCACAGCUCUGCAGACACUACCACAGAAAAAGAGCCAACUGCCAUUGCCUCAAAAACUGAAAAACAGUGUGUAUCUGAAGAAGACAAGCUCUCAACCAAUGGAGAAAGUGAGUCCAUUGCCUCUAAACCUUCUGAAGAUACAGAUGGCCCUCAAGACAAAGUGCAAGAGCAGUCCGAAUCCCCUAAGCCAGCAUCUAGUGAUCUUGAAAAAUCAUCUGUUUCUGAUUCAACGAAUAAGCCAAGCACACCAAAAACCACAGAGAAAGUAGACAGUGAGGAAAAAUGUGAUACAGCUGAAACUGAUAAAAAUGAGGAUUUGGAAACGUCAAAAGACAAGGAUGAAAAUGGUGAAGCUGCAAACAGCUCAGAAGAGUCUGCAGUGAAAAAAUCGGAAGAAGUUAAAGCUACAGAACGACCCAAUGAAUCCAACAGUUUGGAGAAUCCUCCUUCUGAUAGAGAACAUGAAAAGGAACCCAAUUCAAAGGAAGGGAACAAAGAGAAGCCAAUGGAAGUUGAUAAAAUUCAGUCAGCUAUUGAGGAGGGAUGUGAGACUACAACAGCAAGUAAGAAGGAAACUGAUGUUCCUGUGGAUCAGAACACAACCUCAAGAAAACAAUCCAAGCAAGAUGCAACUUCUGAAGAACGUGAGGCUCCCGGGGAUGUUCAAGAAAAAAGCACUGCUGCUGUGAAAAGCAGUAAAAGACAAGGACGGCCUCCAAAGAAAGCUCUGGAGAGUCAGGAUGAGGAUAAAACAGGCGAAGAACAAGAAGAAAAGGCACAACAGGAAGGAAUUCGCAUGAAGAUCAAAAUCCCAGCUCACAGGCGGAAGGCAGAACUUCAGAGAGAAGAGGUGAGGGGAGAUUCAGAGUCUGAGGUGACUGACGGCAGGUGCUUGAGGAGAUCUCCGAGAAUCUGCAGACCCACCGCUAAAGCUGUGGAGAUCCAGGACAGGAGGGUGGAACGGAAGCAGGCGACUCCGGUGUCUGAGAAGGAAAAGGAUGAAAACGAAGACAAAGAGGAUGAGGAUUCUGUACCAAGGAAACCAAGGAAAGCUGAGCCAGAUGGCCAAACAAAACCAAAGGUGGGGAGACGUCGGAAACGACAACCAUGGUCUCGCAUGAGACGUAAAAGGAAAAGUUCUGACGAUGAUGAUGAUGACGAGGAGAGUGAGAGUGAGGAAGAGGAGACGGAGGAGGACGACAGCGAUGAAGACUAUAAGGUGGAGAAGAAGACCAGGAAAAGAAGGAGAAACCGAAACCGAGAGCGAAACAGCUCUGACUCCACUACCUCUUCAUCAGAAGAUGAUGAACCCAAUGACGACCCCUGCAAACACUGUGGCCUUCCCAACCAUCCCGAGCUGAUACUCCUGUGUGAUUCCUGUGACAGCGGUUACCACACUGCCUGUCUGCGGCCUCCGCUCAUGAUCAUUCCAGAUGGGGAAUGGUUCUGCCCCCCCUGCCAGCAUAAGCAACUUUGCGACAGGCUCGAAGAGCAAUUGCAGAAUUUGGAUGCCUCCCUCAAAAAGAAAGAACGUGCAGAGCGAAGGAAAGAGCGACUGGUGUAUGUUGGCAUCAGUGUAGAGAACAUCAUCACACCUUCCGUGGAAGUGGAGGAAGAAAAGAAGGAGGUGGUGAAAGAGAAGAAAGAUGUGAAGAAGAGCAAAGGUUGGGGACGGAGAUCAACCAGGGCAAAGAAAUACAUAAGCUACAGAUUUGAUGAGUUUGAUGAAGCGAUUGAAGAUGCAAUCGAGGAAGACAUUAAAGAAGCAGAAGGUGGAGGAGCAGGCCGGGGGAAGGACAUGGCAAACAUCACAGGCCACAGAGAGAAGGACAUGUCCACCAUCCUACAGGAAGAUGGGAAGGAGAACGGGCAGCCGCGGCGAACCAGUGCAGCUCAGAAGAAGAAGCGGCGGCGUCUCAACGAUCUAGACAGCGACAGCACCGUGGACGAGGAAGAGAGUGAAGAUGAGUUCCGUCUCAGCGACAGUUCAGAGGAUGAGGAGUUUGCGGCCUCUGAUAAUGACGUGGAGAGUGAAGCAGAAGUCCCGUCCUAUGAGGAUAGUGACUUCGGGAGCGAUGUUGCCCGCCCGCAGAGAAGACAGCUGCCACGCAGAAGACGCAGACCGAGAGGAUACUCCGAGGAGGAGGAGCUGGAAACUGAUGAAGAGGAGGAGAUGGCGACUGAAGGCUCUAGUGAAUUCAGUGACAGUGACCUGGACGUCCGCUGUCGGCGGUCCUAUCGGAGUCGUAAGCAAGAGGUGAAUUACUGUGAAAGCUCAGAUUCUGACGGCUCACAGGCCAGCACCAACAAAGACAAAAAGAAGAAACGCAGACGUCUUUCCAGCUCCGACAGCGAAGUUAGUUUCCAGUCAGCCGAAUCUGAUGAAGAAGACCGGAAGCCCAAGAAAAUAAGAGCAGACUCAUCCGAGGAAGAAUCCAGGAAACGUCGAAGACGCCUGUCCCUUAAACGCCGGAGGGAGUCGCCCUCAUCCUGUUUUCACCAUGGAUCACGUCAACAGUCCCUGUUAAAUGUGCCAGAGGCGCCGAAUGGCAUGGAGAUUGCUGCGCCGGACGAAGAUGAAGACGAUCUUUUGGGCGUCACAGACCUCGUAGACUAUGUAUGCAACAGUGAACAGCUAUAACUUGGUAUUCUUUUUCUUUUUUUAACAUUUUUUUCCGACCCUCAUCCUGUUUUCACCAUGGAUCACAUCAACAGUCCCUGUUAAAUGUGCCAGGUGGCACAUGAAUAAUAGCUGUAAAUAUUUUACUGAGUAAAAGUAUCAAGGGAAGGAGACCGCAACCCUUCUAAGAGACUCCCCGAGAUAUUCCUUCUAAAGUAUUGUUUUUGUUCGAUAAGGGCAAUCGCUCUCAAACAAACCCUCUCUGGAAACAACCUCUAAAACCUCUUUUUACACUAAUCACACAGCCAUGCUCACCCUCACACGUCUGACGUAGAGACAUUUGUCAAGUUUACAUGCGUUUUGAUCUCCACUGCUGUCAGUUGCACAUUUCAGAGAGAACCGGAAGUGGGUGGAGUCAGUGCAAUUCAGUAAGGUUUCACACAACGCUAAAUAUCGUCAGCGUUCGUUUCCACUCCGAGGCCAUUUUUAACAUUCAUCUUUUAUAAUCUAAUUGGAGUGGAAGUUGAAUUUGGUUUCAUACGAUUGGUUUCAUAGUGUCAUUUGGUGGGGGAAAAAUAAAUGUUUUUAUUAAGAGAUUUCAUUAUAAGCUUUGUUUUGUUAUACUAUUUAUUAUAGAAUUUGUACCUGAAAUGAUCACUUGGUCGUACAGCUGCUGGCACCAUUAGAGCAAAAGAUUCCUGGAAGAUAUCUAAUGGUGAAAAAUUGCUCAUUUACUUAUGCCAACAUACUAACAUUGCAUCCAAUUCUGUUGCUUUGGACUGUUUUUUUAGCACCACAUUUUGAUUUGAAUUCAAACACUAUUUACUCUGGCAUCUUUUCAAUGCAUCAAAUGCCAAAUCUUCCACUCGAGGAUGAUAAAAUGCUGAGGACUCUCACCCACAUCGAUGCGCAGUUUGCUUCUCUGAGGGAUUCCUUGAAGUUUAGUGCUGUUCAUCUCAUUUUAGUGCAGAUAUUCCGUCAAAGCGAUUCUUCUUUGCCCAUCAUGUCCUGCUUAUGUCUGUGUUUCAGUGCACUAUAUUCAUUUUCUUUAUAUAAAUAUAUGAAUAUAAUCAUUGUAACGUUUUCCUUUAGUUUUGUAAGCAUACUAAUGAUGUGUAUGAUUUGUUUGUUCUUCAUCAAUUACAAAGCAAUACAUUUUUCUUACAAGACAUGCAGGAAGAGAUUCAUCCUCUCCUGGUUUUGUCUGUUUUUAAAGACCGAAAUUCAUGUUGCUGGUGACAUUUGAAUGAUUUCCGACCUUUCCGAGAGCAGCGUGAUGUGAGACGCCCCUCUGAGAUGUAAGAACACGUCUGAGAAACAUUGUAUGAUCUUGCAUUAUCCUGGUGUGUAUAUCUGUAGUUUUCUGCUGUAAUAUAUUAGAAGCAUUUUUAAAUCAUUUAAAGUAUACAUAGCAGUCCUUUUAUGAUUGCAGCUGUUUAUAAUUUGUUUUGUAGGUACAUUUGUACCACUCCAAAGUGGGCACGUCUGUCUCAUUUUCAUGCAUUUUUUUUCGGUUUUGUCUUUGAGGGUUUUUAGUCUCUGUCCUAUUUCCACUGAUUGCUAAAACAUUUCCAAGAAUGGUCUGUUCUUAGAGGAAAAAGCAUUUGAUGUAAAGCCCAACUGACAGUUUAAUUGUUUCGAUGUCAGCAUUAAUUGACAAAAGCGGUGUAAAAAAUGUCUUGUACAUUAAUGUUUAUGCUUGGCAUGCACAUAUACUGUAUUCUAGUCUGAUUUAUUUGCUCUUGCGGCAUUAGGGCAUCAGAUUUUGAGAAUAAAACUUCCCAGAUUUUUUACAAAUAUAGUUUUAGACAUGCUAAGACCAAGAGCAUCAUUAGGUACUAGACCACAAUGCAUUUCUCUCGAGGUGGUCUAUUAACAGUAUUGGGCUGGUGUUCAAUUCUUGUGUAAAUUAAAAAUCAAAGGUACAGACAUCCAUUUGAAAUCGAGGCCCAGCCUAUAAUGACAGUAUAUAUAUUUGUAUUUCACAUAAAAAUCUGUUUAAUUUGAUAUUAUGUCAUGAGGGAUGCCGACACCAGUGUUUGAAGAUAUUUGGCUGAUGUAGUUUGACAGCAGAUGGACAGAUGCCGUCUGGUUUUAGCUUUUAGAAAUGUCCUUUGUGUUCGUCUGUGCCUCUUUUGGAUGUUUUUGUUAACUGUAUUGUAAUUUCUUUCAUAUGAUUUACUAUCUUGUACAUUUGUCAUAAUAAAAAUGAAAUG